Aspergillus puulaauensis is the source of this 1452-nucleotide messenger RNA. RefSeq names its product nucleic acid/nucleotide deaminase domain-containing protein. The transcript is spliced from 2 exons. The coding region runs from base 1 to 1452 and encodes 483 amino acids. The record is from RefSeq and is a predicted model, not a curated record. NCBI's taxonomy places the organism in Eukaryota, Fungi, Ascomycota, Eurotiomycetes, Eurotiales, Aspergillaceae.
AUGACAGCAAAUAAGCAUCUCGAGCUUGUACCCACGGCUACUUUACGCCCCAGGCUCAAUCCAUAUGAUAGGCUUCUCGCCCGCUUUUACGAGCCACUAUUCCUUCUGAAAGCAUUGGGUCAGACUCGCGGCGAACACACGUCCCAACCCCCUAGCCGCGAUGCUGGCCAGGCCAUCAGGCGAAGGUUCCUCUUGAACCUUUGUUCCAUAUGCGACUUCAAGAAAGGAGGAGGUUCUUGCACUGCAAUCGCCCUAGAAGACAGCCCCGCCUGCUACCGGUUCUGGAUAGCCUCAAACAAAGAGAAUGAAAAGAUAGUCGGGUUUGUCAAGAAAGUGCUCAGCAUUAUGCGUGACACAGAAGCUCUUCCCAGCUCUAGUCUGGCCCACGCCAAAGCCCAGUUUAUUCUAUACUGCGCGGACUUCGCAGCCGCCCGUAUAGAGGACGAACGCAAGUGUCUCCGAAGAGAGGCGCAGAGAAGCGUUUCAAUGCUCCUGAAGCAGAGCUCGGAAACAGCCCAGAACUUGCUCAGAUGGUUGGAGCAGGUGAUUGACCACAGAGAUAAUAUUCCGCUGUGUGCCUUUGCAUACAGGAACCGCCAUUCGCUGUAUAUGAACGAGCUUGAAAGCUGGGCCAGCUACGAAAAUAGAAGCCUGGGCUAUGAAGCCAGACGUUCAUCGUUUGAAUUGGUUCGACAUUACAUGGGGAGGCUUGCCCACCACGUACGGGCACCAAAAGCCCUCAUCGAAGAUGCGAGCCAGUUGGGCCACUUAUUGGAAGCGUACGACGUCCGCGCAAUGAGCCAUCCUCAUCCUGUGCCUCCGCCAGUGUGUGACUCGCAUACAAACCUUCACGGGAUCGUCAAGCGCAUGUUCCCGCGAGACGAUCCUGAAAAGGCGAUUAUUGAAGACGGCCUGAUCUACAUGAACAAGACCUCUGGAAUAUUCAACACCUUCAUAUCCCAGUACCAGAGCCCAGGCCUACAGGUUCACGCAGAGGUGCAGCUACUGGAACACUUUUAUAAGAAGCGACUUUCUUUCGUGGGCCACGACCGAUUUAUCGCCUGCAGUAAGCCGGCGUGUUUGUGUUGCGAAUUGUACUUCAAACACCAUCCAGCCCGCAUGGUUGUGCCUUCAUCGCACUGUAAGAUCUGGACGAGCUGGAGUCCUCCAUAUGUGCCACAAUUCACGAAAGAUGACCCUGAAUCCAGGCUGCAGAAGAAGCUGUUAAGCGACGUAACGCAAGACCUUCGCGAACAAAUUAUUCGCCAGGUUUUGGAACGCUCACGAUCGAGCCGCUGGCACCCAGACUCUAGAACAGGAAUCACAGAGACAUACCCUGCUGAUGCUUUUGGCAUCCAUCAGGCACAAGACGAUGAACCCGACAAAGAUACCGAAGGAGAGCUGGACCUCAGCCUCGAUCCAGACGAUGGUGGCGUUCUAAUAUAUGUUUAG